AGUCAUUUUUCAAAUACAGUAUGUUGAAUGGAUGUCCGGUUUGGUCCAGAGUAAAUGAUGAAAAUAAACGACCUUAAGUUUGGACUUUUUACCUCAAUUUUGCCUCUUAGGAAACGUCAUGUUUUUUAAAAGCCACAUUAAGACGUUUAGAUAUUUCACCUUAACCUGUGCUUACAUCAGACUUUUCUUGCAAAACCUUUUGAAAGCCAAUAAGCUCACGGAGAGUAAAAUAGCCACGAAGUCACAUGCUCCAGAACGCCGCUUAUGAAAGCUCGUGUCCACGACUUCAACAGUAGGCCUCUUGUGUUUGCGUUGAGCAGCACAUUUAGCCUAAUCUUUCUAGUUUUCACGCUACAGCCUAGAAUUUGCGCCCGCUGUGACUCAGCCAAGACUGGAAAACAGUGUUGUUAAAAAAAAAUGACUUUAACCUUAAAGGGAGUUUACCACAUCACGGCAUUUAGUUGGUAUGCUUUUGUUGUGAUCACUCUGGCUGCUAAAGAUGGAGAACAAUUGCCACCUGGGAUCUUUGUGUAUGGAGGACCUUGGAAAUACCUCACGUUUUUGAACUUGCUACUCCAAAUGGUAUUCUUUGGACUGGCCGCACUUAACGAUCUUCAAUACGGAAAAAGCUUGGACAGCACACUGAACAGAUGUACAGAUCUAAUAUUCUCUGUCUUUUCCUUCCCGGUGGGCACGUUUGUCGUCGUGCUUUUUUGGGCUAUCUUUGCUUACGACAGAGAGUUAGUCUACCCGGCAACUAUUGACGCCUUUCUACCUCCUUGGAUAAACCAUGCCAUGCACACAUGUGUACUUCCUUUGUUACUGGGAGAAUUUCUGGUGCAGCCGCACGCCUACCCGAAGACCAAAGAUGCAGUGGCCACACUGGGAGCCGUGGGUGUGGGUUACCUUCUUUGGAUUGUCUGGGUGUACUUCUCCGCGGGGAUUUGGGUGUAUCCCCUCCUUGGCCAUUUCAGUGCUGUCGGACUGCUGUGCUUCUUUUGUUUGAACAUGUCUGUGGUGACCUUGCUUUACCUGCUUGGAAACCAACUCAACCGCUGCGUGUGGAAAUACCCACACUGAUUAUUCAAUGUCUUUCCUGGCUUUUGUCACAAAGGCAACCGACCACAUUCUUUCAAGAAUAAAACUUUUUCAUCUGCGGAUCUGAUAUCGAGAUAUUAUCUGUAUAAUUCCGGUGAUAGCUGAACGUCGUCACCGUUCAGUCAAUAUCUUCACCAACAGCACUGCCUUUUUUUGUCUCGUAAGUCUUUAAGUCAAUCCAUUUCAUCCGCCUCGGAGGUCUCGGUAGCCUUUAAGGUGGUGGAGGUAGUUCGGAUCUGCAUCCACUAGUCCAACUGAAAGGAUCCUGGCCAAUAGGUGCACAUCUCCUUCACUCAAAUCCUUCUGUUCACACACAAACACAUCCAUUUAUCAAGCUGUUAUUGCAGAAUGAGCACUGGAAGCCUUUAUUUAUUUAUUAUUUACCAAUAUACAGUAUAUAUUUUGAACCUGUCCUGUUCAGCUGCUCAGACACGGAGAAUAAGGGUCUGAUGCUGCCUUCAUGCUGUAUUGCAAUUCUGGUAAAUACCACUCGUCUCGUCGAAAACCACGUGUAAACCAUAUUUUCCACUGGAGAACAGGAAUUUUACGACAGUACCCGAGUUUCCGAGA
Corythoichthys intestinalis (scribbled pipefish) is the source of this 1668-nucleotide messenger RNA. Its product is annotated as androgen-dependent TFPI-regulating protein. Gene Ontology annotation, cellular component: membrane; endomembrane system. The record is from RefSeq and is a predicted model, not a curated record. Lineage: Eukaryota; Metazoa; Chordata; Actinopteri; Syngnathiformes; Syngnathidae. The transcript is spliced from 5 exons.